Molecule: messenger RNA, 1281 nt
Organism: Malassezia vespertilionis
Lineage: Eukaryota; Fungi; Basidiomycota; Malasseziomycetes; Malasseziales; Malasseziaceae
Exons: 1
Coding region: 1-1281 (426 amino acids)
Source: RefSeq, a predicted model, not a curated record
AUGGUGCGGCCUACAGAGUAUGACGCGUACAUUCUCGCGAUCUACAAACAUUUUCAGGGCGUCGGUGUGGCCCAGGAUGGCAUAGCAGAUGGGACGGAACAUACGCUGCAUCGCGCGGGGCCACCGGUAUGGGACGCACCCGCAGCGCCGCGCAUUCCAACGCUGCAGCAGGACUGCGCAACGGACUGUGCGCGGUAUGCGUCGCUGGAUAGGUACGGCUUCUUUGCGUACCCAGGCACAGGUGUGCAAAAGGAGCCGCAGCUGCUUCCCACAGCAGGCUUCAAGCACCGAAGGCUGCUCCGCCGCGCCUCGUACACAUUACCAACGCCCGAAGCACUGCUUGCGUCGCGCGCGCAAUGGGAGGCGCGGGCCAAAAAAGACGAAGUGAAGCGAUGCGCAAAAUGGGCGCAUAUGAUCUCCAUGCACGACGGGACAUGCACGCUGCACGCAGCGCCCAAACUCGUGCGCGGCCGCGUGUACAAAGGCAUUCCCGAUGCAUGGCGCAGUGCAGCGUGGCGUGCGAUGGCCAAGAUGCCGCAUGCAGAUAGUGCUGUGCAGACUGCAUUCGAGACUGUGAGUGCGUACGAUACGCAGAUCGACUUGGACAUCCCACGCACUGCGCGUGGUCAUAUCCGCUUUCAUACACGCUACGGUCGGGGGCAGUGCGAUAUGUUUGCCGUCUUGCACGCGGCAAGUGUGCAGAAUGAAGUGUGUGGGUACUGCCAGGGUAUGGGAUCUGUCGUUGCCGUGCUGCUCCUAUACAUGAUACCCGAGGAGGCGUUUGCGAUGCUGCAGUGCCUCCUCGAUACGUUUGGCUUCCGCCGGCUCUACGAGCCCGGGUUUCCUGGACUGCGCGAAGAGCUGUUUGUGCUGAACACAUUGCUGGCACAGCUGGCGCCGCGCACGACAAAGCAGCUUGCAGCUCUGGGCGUAGCGCCAAGUGCGUACGCAACGCGAUGGUACAUGACACUCUUCACCAAUGUGCUACCGUUUCCUACGCAGUUGCGCGUGUGGGACGCUGUGCUGCUCGAUGGUCUCGACGUCAUUACACUGGUUGCUUGCGCGCUCGUGCAGACCCUCGAGCGCUAUUACUCGACAUGCGCGCCGGACGCCUUGUUUGAGCUGCUCAAUGCGCCGGUGUAUGUAGAGAGCGACGAUGCACUGCUGCAGUGGGUGCACAAUGCGCUGGAUGCUGCUCCUGUGCGCGCCACGAUUAAAGGCGCACGGCACGCGUGGGUAUCGCACGAGUCGCAAGGCACGAGCGAUGCCCUCUUUCUGUAG